This is a messenger RNA of Vombatus ursinus (common wombat), 1069 nucleotides long. It is a transcript of the gene MALL, whose product is annotated as mal, T cell differentiation protein like. Lineage: Eukaryota; Metazoa; Chordata; Mammalia; Diprotodontia; Vombatidae. Bases 132 to 599 code for a protein of 155 amino acids. Gene Ontology annotation, cellular component: membrane. The record is from RefSeq and is a predicted model, not a curated record. Gene Ontology annotation, biological process: myelination. Gene Ontology annotation, molecular function: structural constituent of myelin sheath. The transcript has 4 exons.
UUUCAGUCUACGUCUCAGUCAAUGGGUGUGUCAGGGCAUAAUAUUUGAAGGAGUGAGUGCCAGGCAGUGUUGCUGCACCAGUAAUCAGGUCUAGGUGAGCUGCGAAAGAGGGCCCUGAACACAGAAAGGGGAUGGCAUCUAAAGACUACCCUCCACCCACCACCUAUGCAGCACCUGAAGUGCCCACAGGAUUAGCCUUUUAUCUAACAAUCCCAUAUGCUUUCUUCAUUCCAGAACUGGUAUUUGGAUGCUGGGUCUGGAUUCUGGUAGCUGCCACCGAAGUGUAUUUUGAUUUGUUGCAAGGAUGGGUUAUGUAUGUAUCCAUCACUUCAUUCCUCAUCUCCCUGAUGUUCAUGUUGUCUUACUUACUUGGAUUUUAUAAAAAAUAUGAAUCCUGGAGAGUUUGGGAUAGCCUUUAUCAUGGAUCUACAGGAAUUUUGUACAUGAGUGCAGCUGUUUUACAAGCAAAUGCAACAAUUCGCACGGAGAAAGAAAGACCUGGGAAAAUUUUUUAUGAACUGAAUACUGCUGCCACGUUCUUUGCUUUUAUUACUACCUUUAUGUACAUCCUCCAUGCCUUCAGCAUCUACUACCACUGAAGGAGAGCAGAAUGACAACAGGACAGAGAGGAAUCUUUGUGUCCCGUCAGGACAUACAUCCAAAAGCUGGACUGAGAAGUAGUUGGCCCAUGUUUUCAGACUGUAUAAAACAAAAGUACUUUUGGUAACUUGGUUUUGAAAUUUUAAUUUGUCUUGAGUUUUUUGGAUAUCAGAUGCAACUGUAUUGUAUAUUAAAAAUGUAUUAUUUUAGUUUGCCUGGAAAAUAACUGACUCUGGGAAUUAUUUACCAAUGAAUAAAGCAAGUGUGGUGCAUUUGUAUUCCUUCAUGUGAAAGGUUAAACCCCAGAGAUAUCACUCCCUGAUCAAUGAACUAGCAACAGGAUUAUUUAUGUUUUAAAUAGUGUUCAUGAUCAAUUCAUUAUUGUUUAUCAAUCAAUAUGGGGCAUCUAGGUGACACUCGUCUUCUUGAGUUCAAAUCUGGCCUCAGAUACUUACUAAUUGUGUGACGC